This is a messenger RNA of Oncorhynchus mykiss (rainbow trout), 3146 nucleotides long. Lineage: Eukaryota; Metazoa; Chordata; Actinopteri; Salmoniformes; Salmonidae. The record is from RefSeq and is a predicted model, not a curated record.
UUAAACUCCACCCACCCGGCCCCUGGGAAAGCUUAAACUAACAAACUCGAUGUCUGGGCGCUCUUGUCGAGUAUCUCAGACUAUGUCAUGUUAUUUGUAGAUGAUUUAGUGGAACCAGUUGGAUGAUUGUAUGGACUGUAGGCUACAAUGCUGUUUUCUCAGAGAAAAAAACUGAAGGGGACGCUGCUGUAUCUCUUCGUACUCUGCUCAGCCCAGCAUUCAGCCCAACCUGAGACUCGGCAGGUGAAUGGCAUCGUGGGAACGUUUUUCUAUUUUCCAGAAAGGGUGUUGAACUCUGGCAGUUUACUUUAUGGAGACCUUGGCAAUAUUGCACAGGUGCACCCUGGUAAACAAAGUAAUACCAACCUUGAGAAGAGAUUUAAAAACCGCCUUCACUGGAACAAUGUUACUGGAGUCUUCACUUUGUCAGACCUACAAAUAGAUGAUUCUGGGGUUUAUACUGUGGAGAAUACAGAUGAAGGGAAGACAAAACAUACAUUUCAGCUGACUGUGUACUAUGUUCUGUCCAAACCUCAGGUCACGGUCCAUGAUAACAUCUCCUGUAGUGUUGUGUGUUCUGUGGAGAACGGGAGAGAGGUGACCCUGUCCUGGUACAAAGGAGUGGAGAUACUCAACCAGACCAGCAGCCCUGACCACAACAUCACCCUCUCUAUACCUCUCAAGGUGGAUGAACAGAACAGAGACUCUUACAGAUGUGAGGCUACCAACCCAGUCAGCAAGGAGACAGCUGUUGUUCCACAUUCCUGUAUAAAGAGUGAUCCCUUCAAGGUGACAGAUGGUGAUGAGAGGACUCGAGAUUGUCUUAUUAUUGCUAUAAUCUGUGUUUUGGUGGCUUCAGGACUUGUUGGUCUUGCAAUGUAUCUGAAGAAGAGGAGAAACGGACACUCACAUGCAGAUUCACCUGAAAGAGAGCAAGAUGACGUUCAGUAUGCAGAGAUAACUCACAUUAAACCAGCAGAAAACCAGGAGGAGCGAACAGGUAUACAAGGACCGGAGUCACUUAGAGACAACCCUAACGUGACAGUUUAUUAUACACUCCAGUUACAUCACAUGCCUGCCAGCGAGGAUGUUGACACUGCAUGAAGGUUGAGAGAGAACAGGAAGUUAAUGAGAGGGUGACAAGAUAAUUCACAUCCCAGAGAAGGCGUUACAUCCUAAAGAGAACCUUAAGACAAAAUUAUAGUCAAUAUUCAUUUUAGAAAACUUCAUGGAGAAACAGUUGUUCCUGGAGACAAUUCCCAUUUAACCAAUGCGCUGUUGUCAUUUCAGUCAUUUCAGACUUCCUUUGUUGGUCAUUUGGUCUUUUGUUGAAUUGGGGCCUUGAUGAGACUAACUGAUGCAGACAAAUUAAAUAACUAUGCCUAGUGUUAUUAGUAGGAUGAUCCCUCUUUUCAAGUGCCCAUUGUCCCAAUGUAUAGGUUAAAACAAAUGGAACCUCUUUUAAUACAUUUCACUAGUGUGUUUGCUAUGCUACUGCUGUGCCAAAGCUUUUUUUCAGUUCUCUCUGUUCUGUCUCUCUGUUCUGUUGUUUAAAUGUAGGUGCCUCCCCUGUAUCUUUUUAUAGCUGGUCAUUGUUUAGCUUGCCAGUGGAUAGCAGCUGUGUACAUAAAAAGCAGAUGUUUGGUGAUAUAAAGCCACCUACUCCUCAGCACCAGGAUCUCCACUAGAGAUCCUAAUUGGAGUCCAGGCUCUGUCACAGCCGGCCGUGACCAGGAGACCCAUGGUGCACAAUUGGCCCAGUGUUGUCCGGGUUAGGGGAGUGUGACUUGGCUGGGUUGUGUUUCGGAGGACACACGUCCCUUGACCUUUGUCUCUCCCAAGUCCGUACGGGAGUUGCAGUGAUGGGACAAAACUGUAACUAACAAUUGGAUACCGCGAAAAUAGGGGGUACAUUUUCUUUACAAAUAAAAUAGAAUACAAUCACUGACUCCUGCACACUCCUGCAGACAUUCCUUCUAUUGGAGCAUUUUGUGCUCCACCUACAUUAGCCCACAUACUGUAUAUAACUGUGAAAACAUUUCAAAUCUACUGAAACCAUUGUGAGUUUUUGCACUGCAGGUCAUUUCAUUUUUAGACAUUUCUAUUUCAGAGUAGUUAUUGAGACUGAAUAUUUAGAUAUUAUUCACAUUUCACUAUUCUAAAAUACGCUUAUGACUUAUUCAAACUGAUAAAGAUUUGUUUACUGAGCUUUUUUUUUUACAUGAGCUUCAAUAUAUUACGUCAGACUUACCUAAACAUUCCAUUUAAAAGUAUACAAUCUUUGAUAUUUCCUGACGUUACAUAGUCGUCAAUCCCCCAUACAUGCUUGAAAAAUAUACUUACCUCAUCACAACCCACAAUAUGAUUUAAGUUUACUCCAUUGUUUAUAUUUGUGUUGUCAUUUGAAUUUUUGUAAACAAAGAUUGUACAGCUACAACAUACCUGUGAAAAAUGUCAGUCCUUGCAACCACAGCUACGUUCAAGAGUUAGAGAUUGGCAACGUUUCUCCAGAGACACACAACCUCUAGAUUCUGGUUUUAAUGUUUGACCUAGAUAAUUUGUGUGUAUGUAUUGAUAUGUAGGCUUAGUGUGCCUUCUUUUAUUGAUGUAGUUCUGUCCUUGAGCUGUUCUCGUCUAUUCAUGUUCUGUAUUAUGCAUGUUUUGUGUGGACCCCAGGAAGAGAAGCUGCUGCUUUUGAUACCAAAUACCAAAUGUAGCCUACUUUUAGAGUCUAGGGGAGAGCACUGCAAUUGUUUGGUGGUUUUCAAGUGUGUUUCUGUAUUUAUUUAAGUGUAUUUGGGAUGUUUUGUCCUGUUACUUUUAAUGCCAGGUAGUUGUACAUUUAAUUUGACAGUUAUGACUAAUCCUAUUAUAUUUCAAGCAUUGCUAUCAAGGAAACAAUGUGUUUUUCUUUUAAUGUAUUUUCCUCAUCAAGUGGUUGAAUGUUUUUAUCAUUCAGCAUACUGCAGACUGUACUUUACAUACUAUGUUAUUUUGUACUCUGAGCCAGUGUACUGUAUAUUGUAAGUGUAACUUAAAUAAUGUGUCAGCAAAAUCUUCUCAAACCUUUCUAUGCUUUUACAUUUGGACUGUGCUCAUGCAUUAUUGUGCCAAUUUAUAUUGGCACAAUAAACAUGUCUUGUAAA